CUGGCUGGCUGCUAGGGGCUGCUCAGUGCUUCUGCGGGAGAAGAACAGAGGCUGCUAUGGAGCAGGGGAAGCGUCUGGCCGGCCUCAUCCUGGCUGUCACUCUUCUUCAAGGUACUAUGGCACAGUUGAAUGAAGUAAAAGUGGAUGACAAUCAAGAAGAUGGUUCAGUACGUCUGACUUGUGACAUGAAUGAAAAAGUUAUCAGAUGGUUUAAAGAUGAGGUGGAAAUAAGUCCUGUAAACACAAGUAAAAAGACUUGGAAUCUUGGAAGUAGUGCCAAGGACCCUCGAGGGAUAUAUUGGUGUCAAGGAUCAAAGAACCGUUCAAAACCACUCCAAGUAUAUUAUAGAAUGUGUCAGAACUGCAUUGAGCUGAAUUUAGCCACUGUGUCUGGCUUUAUCUUCGCUGAAAUCAUUAGCAUUUUCCUCCUUGCUGUUGGGGUCUACUACAUUGCUGGACAGGAAGGAGUUCGCCAGUCAAGAGCUUCAGACAAGCAGACACUGUUGUCCAAUGACCAGCUCUAUCAGCCCCUUAAGGAACGGGAAGAUGACCAAUACAGCCACCUUCAAGGAAACCAUUUAAGGAAGAAUUGAGCCCAGAACUCAGAGUAGAUUUGCCUUUUCUGGAUAAAUGGAGUCAUACAAUAUGCUGUUCUGGACAUUCUCGUACAAGUCUUCGUGUAGACGUAUGUCUUCAUUUGUCUGGGUUGAUAUCCAGGAGUGAAGAAUUGCUGGGUUGUAUGGUAAAUUUAUGUAUAACAUUUUAAGAAACUGCCAGUUUGCCAAACUGGCGGUUCCAUUUUACAUUCCCACCAGCAAUGGAUG
Delphinapterus leucas (beluga whale) is the source of this 824-nucleotide messenger RNA. RefSeq names its product CD3 gamma subunit of T-cell receptor complex (gene CD3G). The record is from RefSeq and is a predicted model, not a curated record. Gene Ontology annotation, molecular function: transmembrane signaling receptor activity. Gene Ontology annotation, cellular component: alpha-beta T cell receptor complex; external side of plasma membrane; membrane. NCBI's taxonomy places the organism in Eukaryota, Metazoa, Chordata, Mammalia, Artiodactyla, Monodontidae. Gene Ontology annotation, biological process: positive thymic T cell selection; cell surface receptor signaling pathway.